UGUUAUUUUAUUUAUUUUUCAGUUCGUCGAAACCGUUUCAUCGGACCGGUUACUUCCACUUUUUGUUAUUUCUGACCUAAUUGUUUAUCUACCACAAUGAAAGCUAAGUCUGGCUUAACCCGCUUCCGUAACUGCUUUAUUCUUCGCGAUAGUGCAAUAAUAAAAGAGGACCUCUGGAUUCGGAAUGGGAAAAUUCAAAAUCCUGAACAAAUAUUUUAUGUAGAACAACUUGAAGCUGACCAGACAAUAAACUGUGAGGGGUUACUGAUUUCUCCGGGUUUUAUCGACAUUCAAAUUAACGGUGGAUGGGGCAUAGAUUUUUCAUAUGACAUUGAAAAUAUUGAAGAAGGUGUCCGUAAAGUGUCUCAAAACUUGUUGUCGCAAGGAGUGACAUCCUUCUGCCCGACUAUGGUGACUUCAGAUAAGGAACAGUACAAGAAAAUCCUUCCGCACAUUAAAAAGAGCCCUGGUGGCAAACACGGGGCCACUAUACUUGGCGUCCACCUAGAGGGCCCGUUUAUUAAUAUAGAAAAGAAGGGGGCCCAUAUGGAUCAAUAUAUCAAAUCGUUAGACAAGGGCAUAGAUACUAUUAACGACAUUUACGGAUCCCUUGACAACGUAGUAAUAGUGACCCUAGCUCCUGAACUGCCUGGGGCUACUCAGGCCAUCAAGGACCUGACGAAAUUGGGCAUUAAAGUAGCCCUGGGCCAUUCGGCGGCGAGCUUAGCUGAGGGCGAAGAGGAUCAAAAUGGAGCCAAUCUCAUCACACAUUUGUUCAACGCGAUGUUGCCGUUCCACCACCGUGACCCCGGGCUAGUGGGUCUGCUGGCAUCGUCUACCAAUAAGCAGGUCUACUACGGGAUAAUAUCGGACGGUCUACACACGCACCCCGCGGCGUUGAGGAUAGCCUGCCGGACUAACCCUGCAGGUCUAGUUCUAGUUAGCGAUGCCGUAGCGGCGCAAGGCUUGGCUGACGGCAACUACCAUAUCGGACAACAGCGAGUGACGGUGCAGGGUGGCAAAGCGUACGUCGAAGGCACUAAAACGUUAUGCGGCAGCACGGCCAAUCUGGACGAGUGUGUGCGCACCUUUAAGGAAGCUACAGAUUGCACCUUAGAAUACGCCCUGGAAACGGCUACACUGCACCCAGCGCGGGCCCUGGGCAUCCAAGACAGUAAGGGCAACCUCAACUUUGGCAGCGACGCGGAUUUCGUCCUCAUGCACCCUAAAACGCUCAAGGUUCUCUCCACUUGGAUCGCGGGGGAGUGUGUGUAUAAAUGUCAGAGUAAUGGGUUAUAAUAGGCCUGUUUCCUACUAGUCAAAUCAGCUUCUUUUUAUGAAGACGUAGUUACGCAGAAACGUUCCAAUCCAUCUGAAAUUGUCAUUGAAAUGAAAGACUUUUGUUUUUCAUACAAGGUCUAUUUUUCA
Messenger RNA from Leguminivora glycinivorella, 1428 nucleotides. RefSeq names its product N-acetylglucosamine-6-phosphate deacetylase. The record is from RefSeq and is a predicted model, not a curated record. Gene Ontology annotation, biological process: N-acetylglucosamine catabolic process. NCBI's taxonomy places the organism in Eukaryota, Metazoa, Arthropoda, Insecta, Lepidoptera, Tortricidae. Gene Ontology annotation, molecular function: N-acetylglucosamine-6-phosphate deacetylase activity.